ACACCAGAAAAUGCUGACCGCCGCACACGCCACUCGAUUUAUUCUUCAUGCCUAUCGAAAAAAGCCGUGGUGAGGUUCCGGCAUCUGUAUUUUAUUUACAAGCGAUAGAAUUAACAUAGAAAUCAAAUAAAAUGACGAUCGGCAAGAACAACAAAAUGAUUCAGCACCUGAAUUAUCGGGUGCGAAUCGUGCUGCAGGACUCGCGUACCUUCAUCGGUACCUUCAAAGCCUUCGACAAACACAUGAACUUGAUCCUCGGCGACUGCGAGGAGUUCCGGAAGAUUCGCUCGAAGAAUUCCAAGGUGCCCGAGCGCGAGGAGAAGCGCGUGCUGGGCUUUGUAUUGCUGCGCGGCGAGAACAUAGUUUCACUGACGGUGGAGGGACCACCGCCGCCAGAGGAGGGCCUGCCCCGAGUUCCCAUUCCGGGAGCAGCUCCUGGUCCGGGAAUCGGUCGCGUGGCCGGACGCGGAAUGCCUAUCAACUUGUCCGCCGUGCCAGCGGGUCUCCAGGGUCCCGUGAGAGGUGUGGGCGGACCCGCCCAACAGCACAUGGCUCCGAUGGGACGAGGAGUGCCACGAGCACCGAUGAUGGGUGCACCGCCACCGGGCAUGAUUCCCGGCGGCAUGCCCUCGAUGCCAGGAAACAUGGGACGCGGUGCUCCGCCACCGAUGCGCGGACCGCCGCCCAGCAUGAUCCGUGGAGCACCACCACCGGGCAGGGGUGGCUAUUAAGUAUAAAGUACAAUCUAAUAAAAACUCAUUUAGAAAACACCACUU
Messenger RNA from Drosophila melanogaster (fruit fly), 776 nucleotides. RefSeq names its product small ribonucleoprotein particle protein SmB (gene SmB). Gene Ontology annotation, cellular component: nucleus; Cajal body; cytosol. The record is from RefSeq and is marked reviewed. Lineage: Eukaryota; Metazoa; Arthropoda; Insecta; Diptera; Drosophilidae. Gene Ontology annotation, molecular function: RNA binding. The transcript is spliced from 2 exons. The coding region runs from base 132 to 731 and encodes 199 amino acids.